This is a messenger RNA of Fusarium subglutinans, 1485 nucleotides long. Its product is annotated as phosphotransferase family. Bases 1 to 1485 code for a protein of 494 amino acids. The record is from RefSeq and is a predicted model, not a curated record. The transcript has a single exon. NCBI's taxonomy places the organism in Eukaryota, Fungi, Ascomycota, Sordariomycetes, Hypocreales, Nectriaceae.
AUGGAUGCCAGGCAGGACGCCGAUAGCCUGGCCUGGGACCAGAGCGAUGAGCGCUGGGAAAAGGCUCAGAAACACGUUCGAGCAUCCGCUACGUGUCGUAAAGUUGAAGCAUUUGCCAGCCGAACUUUUGGGAGACCAGCAACUCUAGCCACCCCGUUGAUUAUUGGCGGCUUCAAUGUCGUCUACCCUUUCAAAGUAGAAGGCCUCUCAUCUCAAGUUCUCGUCCGAUUACCAUGUCCUGAUCAGGCGAUGUUCCCAGAAGAAAAGACAAUGGUCGAGGUAGCAACAGCAGCCUGCAUUAAACAACAAACGCAACUCCCUGUGCCCAAGGCCUUUCAUCAUGGUGUUGAUGACGACAUUGGACCAUACAUGAUCAUUGAGGAUCUUGGCACCCGGCGUGGGAUGAGCCAUGCAUUGGAGGCUCCCCGUGAUGAUCCAAACGAUGCGCCCAUAUUGAAUCGAAAAAUCUCGGAAACACAGCUCAAGGGUCUAUAUUCGAAGAUGGCGGAAUGCGUCCUACAGCUUGCCCGACCGACCUUCCCACGUAUCGGUGCUCUCGUUGAGCCAAGUCCAGGCACAUAUGAAGUACUGGGGCGACCAAUCACUCUUAACAUGAACAACAUGUUCCAGCUCUCCAACAUUCCCCCUUCCAUAUUUCCGUCCGAGGACACCACAUACAGCACUGCUGAUGAGUGGUAUACCGUACUUGCCGAGAUGCAGAUGGCAACGCUUGUCUUUCAACAUAAUGACAUAAUAUCUUCGGAAGACGACUGCAGAACAAAAUAUGUCGCGCGAAAGCUAUUUCACAGACUUGCCAAGCAGAAGAGACUCUCAAGAUUUGGAUUCUGUGACGAUGACUGGUCCGCCUCUUCCAAGCAGUCCAGUGCAACAUUGCCGUCACCGAAUAACUCGGGCUCAUUCCGUAUUUGGUCAGACGACUUUAGGCCAGUGAAUGUACUCAUCAAUGAUGAGAACGACGUUGUCGGGGCGAUAGAUUGGGAGUUCGCCUACGUUGGCCCAUCCCAAUUCACGCUGGAGCCACCAUGGUGGUCAUUACUUGAGGUGCCCGAGAUGUGGGAUGACGGCAUUGAAGACUGGGCAAGUACAUACGAACAACGGCUUGAGACCUGGCUAUCCGUUAUGGAAGAGCUUGAGAAGAAGAAUGGUUCAGAUUUGCUGCUUUCGGCCUAUAUGAGGGAGAGUUGGGCUACUGGUAGAUUUUGGCUGAAUUAUGCUGCUCGAAAGAGCUGGUCCUUCGACGCCAUAUAUUGGAAAUAUCUAGACGAAAGAUUCUUUGGCAAGAGAAAAGAAGGUAUCCCAACAGAGGAACUAUGGAAGGCCAGAGUGGAGUUGUUAACGGAGGAUGAGCGAGAAGCGAUGGAGGUGCUGGUAAAGACAAAAGUGGAAGAAUCGAAGGAUCGAGUUCUGGCAGACUGGGACGCUGAAAAGGCAAGACAGCACCUAUCUUCAUUUUUAGUAACAUAA